CAUUUUGAGCAUGGAGGACAGAGCAACGAGCACGGCUCUGAAUUCCGCACCUUAUAGAUUUUACCAUCGUUAAACCAAAACGUAUCAGCCUAUGAGGUGUCUUCUCAACAACGAAGAGGCUGGGCUGGUCUCUCACUUCCUGGUUACUGCAGCUCUGCGGGGUUUCAGGCAUUGUUUUGUAAUGAAAGCAGUUUCCCGCAACUGGUUUACGUCGGUGCAUAUAGCGCUUAGUCUCAUUGGGCCUCCCUACGCCGCGGGGACAAGUGGAGUCUGCAGGAAAAACGCCGUCGGCCGCACGCCCAGUCUCUGUUCAUCAACAUUUGCAAUGUCCGCGCACGUCAAGGCUCGCUGUCCGGUAUAUCCCGGUUCAGACUCUCACCGCUUCCCUGUCCCGGAUGACAAACUAGACUGGGACACAGACUGGCCCCAGUACAGGCCUGUUUACUACACCGCGCCCACCGUGCUGAAAAAGCCGGUUUGGGCUGACCCAGAGAUAGGUGCAUUUUCCCCACAGUUCAAUACUUUGGAUGGAUCUGUGGACAGGAGAAGCCAUGAUGGCCCGUAUCGUAUCCAGAAUGGCAAACCACUUAAUCCACGUGGAAGAACUGGGCUGGAGGGCCAAGGAUUAUUGGGAAGGUGGGGUCCUAACCAUGCCGCUGAUCCAAUAGUUACCAGGUGGAAAAGGGAGUCUACAGGACAGCAUGUCCUCAACACUAACUCUCAGCUACCUGUGCUGCAAUUUGUGUCCAUUAAGAGGUUGGACUGUGGUGAGUGGGCCAUCCCAGGGGGAAUGGUGGACCCCGGAGAGCGCAUUUCUCAAACACUGCAGCGUGAGUUCUCAGAAGAAGCUUUGAACUCUCUGCAGGCAUCUCCAUGCGAGAGGGAAAAACUCCAAAAGCGAAUCAGUGAACUUUUCAGCUCGUCCGGUCUUCAGGUGUAUAAAGGUUAUGUAGAUGAUCCAAGAAACACAGAUAAUGCUUGGAUGGAGACAGUUGCAAUCAAUUUCCAUGAUGAAUCAGGCAAUAGUGUGAGCGAGCUUCCAUUGCAAGCGGGUGAUGACGCAGGUCAAGUGAGCUGGAUUGACGUUGACUCCUCUCUGGCCCUUUAUGCAAAUCAUUUACAUUUCCUAGAGACCGUUGCGAAGGAAAGAAAUGCACACUGGUAACAAUAGUCAAAAGUGCCUUACUGCUUUAACAUAAAUUAAGGAAAUUGUUGAAUGUGUGUAAUUUAAAUGACUCACAUGAAGAUGCUUGGAUACAUAAUUUGACGCAAGCUAGGAAAGUCAGUUCUGGUGCCGGCACAUAUUUAUAUGAAGUAUGAACCAUUUGCAAAAACACUGCCAACAAACCAAUUCCAAUAAACCAAAGGUAAUUUCAAUUAUCUGUGCACAUUUUUAAUAUUCAUAUUAUAAAGCAUGGCUGCUGAAAAUGGUGGCAUAAGCAUUAAGUUUGUUUGUCACACUAAACACGUCUACUUGAUUAAGAACUUCUGUAAUAACGAAAGAAAAAAAAACAUACACUUGUUACGUGUAUUGUUUUACCUUGUCAGUUGUGCUAUAUUAAAUCAUUUAAAAGAAAAUUUGAAAGAAAA
This is a messenger RNA of Puntigrus tetrazona (Sumatra barb), 1590 nucleotides long. RefSeq names its product nudix (nucleoside diphosphate linked moiety X)-type motif 9 (gene nudt9). Bases 92 to 1165 code for a protein of 357 amino acids. The record is from RefSeq and is a predicted model, not a curated record. Gene Ontology annotation, molecular function: ADP-ribose diphosphatase activity. The transcript is spliced from 9 exons. Lineage: Eukaryota; Metazoa; Chordata; Actinopteri; Cypriniformes; Cyprinidae.